Naegleria gruberi is the source of this 976-nucleotide messenger RNA. RefSeq lists its product as uncharacterized. The coding region runs from base 1 to 924 and encodes 307 amino acids. The record is from RefSeq and is a predicted model, not a curated record. Gene Ontology annotation, molecular function: phosphatidylinositol transfer activity. The transcript is spliced from 2 exons. NCBI's taxonomy places the organism in Eukaryota, Heterolobosea, Eutetramitea, Acrasida, Naegleriidae.
AUGAGUCAAUCAUCAUCAUCAUCAGCCCCUAUUGAAGAAAUGAAUCCAGAUUGGAAGAAUCAUCAAGUAUUUGGAGAAUAUAAUCCAAAUUUUCAAGCACCAACAGUUGAAGAGUUGUGUCACGCUCAUCCAGAACGUUUACAAAACAUUAAUGAAUUGAAAAAGAGAUGUGAAGUUUGGAUUCCAUCUCUUGGAUUGGAAGAACAAAAAUUCAUGACAGAAGAGGGAUUACUCCUCUACUAUAGAUAUCUUUCAGGUUACGGUUGGGAUAAAUUAAAGGAAGCUGAAGAGGGUAUUAAAAAGACCUGCGAGUGGCGUGCUAGAGUUAAACCACAAAACUUGACAAUAGAUGACCUUGGGGAAGUUGGAAAAUCAGGAUUUUUAUUCCACUAUGGGUAUGACAAAUGGAAUAGACCUAUUGUUUAUAUUGAUAUGAAAAAGGAUUCUACUCCAAUGACCAAGGAAAAUCUCGAGUUGAAAUAUUUGACAUUUGUCUACUAUACAGAAAAUUUGAUCAAGAGAAUGCCAAAGAAUGUUUAUCAAAUUAGUUGGAUUUUGGAUGUUACAGGUGCCAACGUUUCAAUCAGUCUCGUGAAGCAAAUGAAGGAUACAUUCUUGGAUCUUGGUAUUUAUUAUUGCGAAAGAUUAGCAUUGGCAUUUGUAGUCAAUGUCACAAUGUCAAUUAAUUUGAUCUGGAAGUUUGUUUCAUCAUUUUUGGCCAAGCAAACUGUAGAAAGAUAUCACGUUUUCACAAAGGAUUGUAAGAAAUUACGAGAUGCCCUGCAUCACUUUUUUGAUGAGGGAUCUCUAUUGAAAGAUUUCCAUGGUACAGCAAAUUUUACAUAUAGCACAGAUGUCAUGAAAUCAUUCCAUACACUGGUACCAAUCCAGCAAGUAGAUGUUGUUCGUGACAGUUCAAACUGAAAUAGUUUGCAAUCUAAUAGCAUUUAACUUGUAAAUAAACCCAAUUUUCUAC